Molecule: messenger RNA, 2194 nt
Organism: Coniophora puteana RWD-64-598 SS2
Lineage: Eukaryota; Fungi; Basidiomycota; Agaricomycetes; Boletales; Coniophoraceae
Exons: 4
Coding region: 54-1655 (533 amino acids)
Biological process (GO): regulation of DNA-templated transcription
Molecular function (GO): DNA-binding transcription factor activity, RNA polymerase II-specific; zinc ion binding
Source: RefSeq, a predicted model, not a curated record
UAAACCGUCUUGCUCACUAGCUUGCGAGCUGACUCCCUCGCCCAUCCAAUGCGAUGGAUGCCGAUAGGAAAUUACCCAUUCCUGGGCAUACCAGACAGCACCAUCCACCCUCAUCAUCCACCGACACCGGGCGCCCGACUUCGUCUCAUCAUGCCCAGCAGCAGCUUCCAUCUAUACGGCAGCUGCACCCCGAUCUCCCGCCCUCUGGUCUAGCGACUCAGCUUCCACAACCUACUGUGACCACAUACUACACAUCCCCCACAUCUGCCUAUCCUAUGCACGUCCCAUCUACCGACGUUACUUCGGGUCCUUCACUGCCCUAUUAUACCCGCAAUGAGGCGCCUGACUCUGAGCCUGAUGCUGAGAGCGAACAGCCCGCCAAGAAGCGACGAAGACGGCAGGCCCUGAGCUGCAACGAGUGCAAGCGAAGGAAGAUCAAGUGCGACAGGGCGCAACCCUGUGGCCCAUGCACGAGGCGCGGAGAGCAGUCCAAAUGCCAAUGGCGCACGCUCGAACCAGUGGAUAAGUAUGUAACAAGGACGGAAUACGACGAGAUGCGGUCGCGUCACAGGGUUGAACACGAUGCUCUGCGAGCACGCGUCGAUCACCUUGAAGGCCUCAUCCGCUACCUCCCCGGUACCGCCGUGCCGAUUCCGUCAGGCUCAGGGCCGACGGCGCUGGGAGGGUACCCACCAGACCCGGCGUCACUCGCACAACAACAACAGCAGCAGCAGGAAGCACUAUACGCAGCACACGGUGCGCCGGGCACCUCGACAGGCUCUAUGCUUUACCCCGGGUCACCAUCCACCUCUGCAUACCAUGGCGGCAGCGGUGAUUUCAAUAGACCUGGAAUUGGACACGCCCAGGUGCAGCACGCGCGCUAUCCCAGUGUGCACAGUGGUGGAAUGGGCGGCUCUCCUAGGCCUCAUCCUUCUUCCAGCAUAGCUACCACCACCAGCUCGGCGGUGCAAAUGGCGCCGACGCCCCAGGCACACGCCCAGUAUCCACCAUACACGAGCAGCGCUCGACACGUCAGGCGACCGUCCGUGUCAGGCUCGACCGAAAUCAAGUCGCCGACAGCCGCACGCGUUUCUCCACUCGCGCUCACUGCGAUAACGUCUCCGUUCCAUGGACACGCGCACGCGCCACCACCGCCUCCACCGCCGUCAGCGUCGGCCUCGGCGGCUACUCGAACGUCACCCGCGAUGCACCCGGCGCUGGCACGCCCACGCGCGAGCCCGAGCCCACGGAUGAGCUCGGCGAACCCGCUCCGAUACCCGGUCGACCAGCAGCCAAAAAACUGGCGCGCGCAGACGCUCAGAGCACUGGGCGAGCGUCUGCGCCUUCCCACCACCACCACCAAUUACUCCCUCACACACGAUACGACCCCGCAAGGCCCAGUGCAGCCACCAUCGCGACAGGUACAAGCCCACGCAUGCGCUCGGCGCUCGCCAUCGCUACGACAGCGGCGACAACGGCGACGACGAGCGGCGGAGGACAGGUGUUUUCGCCCACGCGGACUUCACCGACAAUGGCAAAUCGGCCCGUCUUCGAGCUCCCCGCGCCACCGCACACUGUGCCCGACGCGAAGCUUGACGAGGGGCCCAUACCGCGGGGCGGGGGCGGAGAGACCCCCGUCGGUGGGAGGCGCGUGAGCGACCCGCAGGUAGGGUCGAAGCGCACGCGGGAGGAGAGAGAUCGCGCGGGCUCUGUGGGCGAGCGAGAGCAGCGGGAGAGGGCUGAGAGAGCCGAGAGAGCUGAGCGGGGGGAGAGGGACCGUGGACAGGCAUAUGAUGUUUUGGAGAGACCGCGAUCGUGAUCGCGAUUGCGAUCGGUCGAGAGGGCCUGGGGAGAAUUCAACGUUCAACAAUAUUCAAAGUAUCGCAUAUCCAUCCAUACUACCUUAUCGCAUAGCAUACUACUCACCGGGGUACUCGUGGAAAGUCCUAAUGUGCCCACUGGGGGCACAGCACACUGUAUCUAGUAAGCAGCACCGUCGUCACGUUCAUGAUCAUCAUGCCACAUCAGCCUACACACACCCAUCACUUCACCCUUUUCCUGUUUUGCUUUGGACAGUUUGUCGUAUCCUGUGGCAUACAUCCGCAUCUAUCUCAUCGCCAUGUCCGCUUCUAGUCCACUCGCAGCAUCUUCUGUUCUCUUGGCUUACUGUAUCUAUGACCGCAUCAGCACGUUU